AUAGCAUAUUAGCCAAAGAUGCUGCAUUUGAUUUCAUAUUCAGUUUGCAUUUGAUGAGAAUUAUACUUGGAUCGAGUCACUCAUGAGUUAUCACAAGCCCUACAAAAAGAUGAUCAGGACGUACAUAGUGAAUGCUAUGGAUUUAGUGAAAAGUGUGCAAGAGAAAAUUGCAAACUUUAAGGGAGAGUGGAUAUGUGUUCAUAUUAGUGUUCCAAACUCUCUGUUUUUCUAGGUAUGUGCUCUAUUUUGCUUCUUGCAAACUCUCUGUUUUGUCAGACCUUUUGUGCUAUUGAACAUUGUUUUUCCAAGUUCAAGGGCUGAGCAUGAUAGUUUGCAAUGAAUGAGUCACAUGACAUUUGCUAGUAAACUCUGUUUCUUUUAUUGCAUUCCUCUACUUCCCAUUUAGUGCAAAUCUGUUAAUGAAUGAAUCACUUGAAAUUUUUUAUUAAAUUCGGUUUCUUUGAUUGCACUCCUCUGCUUCCCAUUUGGUGCAAAUAUAUUAAUAAAUGAGUCUAUUCCAGCUUGCCCCCAGAGGUAUAUAUUCCUGCGUCCGCCACUGAAUAGCGUAGUCAGGAAUUUUUGUUAAGGGGGUCAAUGCAUAGCAAAGUUUAAGAAAAAAUGAAGAGUGGUUUUCAAGUAGAUACUAUUCUACAAAUUUAAUCACCUAAAUAGCCUACAUAUUCACCUAAGUUAUUUGGUAUAAUAAAAUAGGUAAGAAAACCUGUAAAUCAUGACAAGAGAAACAUACUACUGAGAAACAAGGAAAACAGAGGGAAUAGAUACAAAAGAAGUUGGUAUUCUUUGAUGAGUAAAGUAACUUUUCUUUUGUUUUAAAAUGGGCAAAUAGUGAAUUAUCUCUUCUAUCUCAUAUAGAAAAUUAUAAAUACAGUACAUAUAUAACAGAUUUUUUCAAAAUUUUGGCAAGGGUCAAAUGACUCUUAUGGGCAUUGAACUUUCUGAAGACUGAAGUGGUUCAAGAAUGCUAUUGUAUUUUCUAAGGACUGAAGUUCAUAAUAUGAAUUUCACAUGGGAAGAUAAGAAAUUUGUCUAUGAAUUUAUAAAGCUUCGAUUGGAUCUCUCUGGAGUCUGCAGUUAAUUGCUGGUUAGUUUUUCUUUCUGUAUGUGCAGAACUACAGAAGAGAGCAGCAACUUAGCUUAAUAAGCUUAGCAAGAAGAUGGCAUGGCUACCUUGGAUGGUGCGGAAGCCGGUUUAUUUUCUGGGGAGGCAAUGGAACGGUGUCGACAUAGUUAGUGUUUUCACCCUUGGUGCUAUACAUCUUCUUGCUCUUCUGGCGCCAUUUCAUUUCACAUGGUCUGCGUUUUGGUUGGGCGUAGCACUCUACUAUGUCACUGGUGUGGGGGUAACUUUAUCUUUUCAUAGAAAUCUCGCCCACGGAAGCUUCAAGCUUCCCAAAUGGCUCGAAUACUUCUUCGCCUAUUGCGCCGUUCAUUCGCUUCAGGGAAGUCCACUAGAAUGGGUUAGCUCACACAGGAGUCACCACCAGUUUGUGGACACGCCGAAUGACCCUCAUACCCCUCUUAAGGGUUUCUGGUUUAGUCACAUUGGUUGGAUCUUUGAUUAUCGUAAACGUUUUGGAAGUUAUGAUGGAAAACUAUACAAUGUUGGAGAUUUGAAAAAACAGACAUAUUAUAAGUUUCUUCACUACACGCACCCUUAUCAUUCUAUUGCUUGUGGAGUUGUACUCUAUCGCAUAGGAGGAAUGCCCUAUUUAGUUUGGGCACUGGCUGUGAGAACGAUAUUUUUUCUCCAUGUAACUUUUUCAAUAAAUUCGGUUUGCCACAUAUGGGGAAACCAAGUAUGGGAUACUGGUGAUUUGUCCAAAAACAACUGGUUAUGCGGAUUGCUAGCUCAUGGAGAAGGUUGGCACAAUAACCACCAUGCUUUUGAGUACUCAGCUCGACAAGGUUUUGAAUGGUGGCAAAUUGAUAUUACUUGGUAUCUGAUAAGGUUUCUUGAGAUUGUUGGUUUGGCAACGGAUGUUAAGCUCCCGACUGAGCUUCAGAAGAACCGAAAAGCUUUGUCAAACAAAAUCAGUAGCAUGGAGCAGGAGGGAAGGUUUGAAACAAAAGUGAAAUGAUUUAAGAGGAAACCUAUCUGCUCAGAAUCUCAGAUCGAUAUAAUCUGAUAUAAGCAUAUGAGUACAAGUACAUGCAUUGUGCUAUAUAUAUGUCGAUAUGUUUUAAUACGGUUUUAUCAACAUAUCUCCUUUUGGUGAGUAAUAUUUACCAAGUGAAAAUAAGUGGAAACUAGUCUGCAAAUUAAUAUAGAUCGAGUUUAUCUUUCUCA
Molecule: messenger RNA, 2308 nt
Organism: Rosa rugosa (rugosa rose)
Lineage: Eukaryota; Viridiplantae; Streptophyta; Magnoliopsida; Rosales; Rosaceae
Product: palmitoyl-monogalactosyldiacylglycerol delta-7 desaturase, chloroplastic-like
Exons: 7
Coding region: 1176-2099 (307 amino acids)
Biological process (GO): lipid metabolic process
Cellular component (GO): endoplasmic reticulum membrane
Molecular function (GO): oxidoreductase activity, acting on paired donors, with oxidation of a pair of donors resulting in the reduction of molecular oxygen to two molecules of water
Source: RefSeq, a predicted model, not a curated record